AUGACGACUUCGGGCGUGCUGGAUGACGAGGCACUGCAGCUGGCGCUGAAGGACGCGAGCGUCAAGGGUAAGCUCAGCCUCGCGUAUCUGGACCUGACGGAGAUCACCUCCGAGCAGGCGACGAGGGUCAGGGCGGGUGCGCCGAACAUCACCGAGCUGGACCUACGGUCGAACAACCUCACGGACCUGCCCGAUGAGCUCGGCGACCUCAAGGCGCUGCGGGUGAUCAAGCUCGACUACAACAAGCUGGAACACCUGCCCGCAAUGUUGACCAAGCUACCUCGGCUGACAAACCUGCAGAUGGGCGGCAACCUGCUGUCGACGGUGGACGCGUCUGUGGCUGAGCUUCGCGCGCUGACGGACCUCGACCUGUCAGGUAAUAGACUCAUCACCGUUGACCCGGCGAUCGCGCGGUGCGAGAAGCUCGUCUACCUCAACUUGGAGAACAACAUGCUCACCGCGCUGCCACCCGAGAUUGGCUCCAUGGAGAACCUCUGCGUGCUGGACCUGAGCAACUGCCAGCUCGCGACGCUGCCCGACACCGUGAGCGGCCUCGUCUCCUUGACCAGACUCGAGGUGAAUAACAACAUGUUGAAGACCCUCCCGCCCUCCAUGGGCCGCCUUGAGAACCUGAAGGACCUGGACUGCAGGUACAACCUGCUG
Messenger RNA from Micromonas commoda, 663 nucleotides. RefSeq lists its product with no specific name. The annotation marks the transcript as partial. The record is from RefSeq and is a predicted model, not a curated record. Gene Ontology annotation, molecular function: protein binding. NCBI's taxonomy places the organism in Eukaryota, Viridiplantae, Chlorophyta, Mamiellophyceae, Mamiellales, Mamiellaceae. The transcript has a single exon.